This is a messenger RNA of Camelina sativa (false flax), 1717 nucleotides long. RefSeq lists its product as uncharacterized. Gene Ontology annotation, cellular component: peroxisome. The record is from RefSeq and is a predicted model, not a curated record. Gene Ontology annotation, biological process: regulation of gene expression. NCBI's taxonomy places the organism in Eukaryota, Viridiplantae, Streptophyta, Magnoliopsida, Brassicales, Brassicaceae. Gene Ontology annotation, molecular function: RNA nuclease activity.
AUGUGGAGGAACGCAGCGGCGAAGCCUGAAUACGCAACAGAAGACAUAGCCGUGUGGUGGGACAUGAACGACUGUCCAAUUCCCGAGGGUUAUGAUGCUCGCCGGGUCCGUCCGAGUAUAGAAGGCGCGUUCAAGAAACUAGGCUACUCUGGUCCUGUCUCCAUCACGGCCUAUGGCGACCAAACACAAACCCCUGCUCACCUCCUGCGAGGGCUCUCUUCCACUGGGGUCUCUGUUGCGCAUACCAUGUCCGAGAGCACAAGCUCAAGCAUGUUUUCGGAUAUGGUGAUAUGGCGAGGUCAUCGUCCUCCUCCGGCUACAAUGAUGCUCAUAUCCAAUCAGGUGGCAGAUGUCUUCUCUUGGGAUCUGGCCAGGCUACAACAACACACCAAAUACAACCUCUUUCUGGCUUAUUCAGUUACUUCUCAUAUAUGGUCAGUCCUGCCCUCUUCUGCAGAGUGGCUCUGGAAAGAAUUACUAAUGUCCUCCGCGGAUGAAAAAGUUAUCUCCAGUAAAUUACGUGCAGCCGACUUUUAUUGCAAGUCGUGCGGUUACCAGGACGAAGGCGUGGUGAAAUUCCGGAAGCAUCUUUCGAGUAGAGAUCAUGCAAUGAGAGAGAUUAGAAACCCUUGUGAUUGGCAACUUGACCCUAUAACGAGGAUGUGGGGAAGGAACUACCAGGCCAAGCCUGAACACGCGACAGCUAAAAUAGCGGUGUGGUGGGAUAUGAAAGACUGUCCGAUUCCCGAGGGUUAUGAUGCUCGCCGGGUCCGUCCGAGUUUAGAAGGCGCGUUCAAGAAACUAGGCUACUCUGGUCCUGUCUCCAUCACUGCAUAUGGCGACCAAAGACGAACCCCUGAUCAGCUCCUGCGUGGGCUCUCUUCCACUGGAGUCAAUGUUGCACAUACCAUUCCCGAUGUUACAUACACGCGCAUGUAUUCGGAUUUGCAUAAAUGGCAAAAGCUUAAUCCUCCUCCGGCUACAAUGAUGCUCAUAUCCGAUACUACGGACGACUUCUCAAGACCUCUUGCCUUCCUUCAACAAUUGACAAAAUACAACCUUUUUCUGGCUUAUUCAUAUAGGCCUUAUAAAAUGUCAAUCCUGGUCACCUCUGCAGAGUGGCUCUGGGACAGCUUACUGGCAGACACAGUUUCAGAGACAAGAACACACUUUCUUCAGAGGUGCAGUGAAGAGGGCGAAGAAUCUACCGGAAUGUUUUAUUGCAAAUUGUGCGAUGAUUGUGAUUGCAAAAACCUUGAUGAUUUCAGGAAGCAUCUCUCAAGUAAAGAACAUGCACUCGAAGAGCGUAGAUUUAUUGAGUCUAAGCAAUUAUCCGAGUACGAGGCACAACUAUCCCGAGAGGCAGUAAUAGACAAUUUUCCAAAGAGCAAACGUUUGAGGAAAACAUUUUAGACGGGCCUUCGUUUUCAUAAUCAUUUACUUCUUGCCAAUCGUGGAGUUCGACGUAGAUCUCAAACCUGCAAUAAAGAGUACUGAAAUGACCACCGGGCAACCAUCUGGCUGAGACGAGUGUGAGACAUGAUCAGCCGCCUGCAUCGAGAGUGGGAAAUGAAUUCGGUUGUGUUUUCCUUCUUAUGUUUCGUUUUUUCUCUUUGUAUCAUUUCGUCGGUUUGAACUAUUUAUUUUCCAUCUCGGUUUGUUUGUUUAUAACAAUUAAGUUAAAUUCUAUUAUUAACGAGCGAAUGUAAUCUCUAUA